GUAUCGAAUUCUUUAAUUAUAAGUCAUCAAUUGCCAAGUGGUAAGAAAAGAUGCACAAAGGAAACUGACGUUGGAUAUGAAUAGAAUUGGAGGGAGAUAUAAGAUAAGACGUGGAGUGAUGGUAGCGCUUUAGGCAGUUUCCAAGCUCUUCCAGAGGCUUCUUCCACUCUCCCACUUUGCCUUUGAAACAAAGCUUCCUCCCCUUAAAACUCACCGAAAAUUUCUUCAUUCUUCACAUAUACAAGAAGGAAGAGAAAAUUGGAGUAACUGGGGUUUCUAGAUGUCCUACCUUCUACCUCAUUUGCAUUCUGGAUGGGCUGUGGAUCAAGCCAUUCUAGCUGAAGAAGAACGUGUCGUCAUCAUCCGUUUCGGCCAUGAUUGGGACGACACUUGUAUGCAGGAAUGAAACAGACUGAAGAAACCCUGGAGCCCAUUUUCCGUCCUUCAACCAACCUCCUAUGAUUUGGGCCGAAGAGUUGUUUGUAUGGAUGAAGUGUUGGCCUCAGUUGCAGAGACAAUUAAGAACUUUGCAGUAAUUUACCUUGUGGAUAUCACAGAAGUUCCUGAUUUCAACACAAUGUAUGAAUUGUAUGACCCUUCCACCGUCAUGUUCUUCUUUAGGAACAAGCACAUAAUGAUUGAUCUUGGUACUGGAAACAACAAUAAAAUAAAUUGGGCACUCAAGGAUAAACAAGAGUUCAUUGAUAUUAUUGAAACAGUUUAUCGUGGAGCAAGGAAAGGACGUGGUUUAGUCAUUGCACCUAAGGAUUAUUCAACCAAAUAUCGCUACUAAGACAUUUUGCUACUUGUGCAAGCCCUUAUUGAUUUUAGAUUUAAGAAAUUGCAUCUAAAAAAUCUCUCUAUAUGGCAUCUGCUUUGUUUGGAUGGCAUAUAACGCUUUAUGACAUAUGUUAUCCUAUUCACGGAUUAUGUAGUGGAUUAUAAUAGUUGGUCGAAAUGACCGGUGAACUACCUGUCAUGUAAACAAAAGGGUAUAAUGUAAAGUUUGUCACCUUGCCUCAUACACACUUGGCUUCUUAA
Molecule: messenger RNA, 1041 nt
Organism: Cucumis sativus (cucumber)
Lineage: Eukaryota; Viridiplantae; Streptophyta; Magnoliopsida; Cucurbitales; Cucurbitaceae
Product: thioredoxin-like protein YLS8
Exons: 3
Coding region: 485-793 (102 amino acids)
Biological process (GO): mRNA splicing, via spliceosome
Cellular component (GO): U5 snRNP; U4/U6 x U5 tri-snRNP complex; spliceosomal complex
Source: RefSeq, a predicted model, not a curated record